UACAUGUUGCGUAUUGCUGCUAAGUGAGUCCACACAUAUUCAGCAAUAAGCCUCUGGGAUUUGGGAAAUAGACUUGGUGGUGAUGCUAACUAAACAGGAGCUAGGCAUUGGGUAUCAAUGAUGAUAACUUUUGAACAUUAAUUUCACAGCAAAAUUCAUUUACCUACGAGAUUAAGAGCGUAUGAUAUUUUACUCGGAAUUGAUUAGACAUGGUUCACAUAGAGGAUUGGUUAAAGAAAACAUGCAGACAGGAGUAAUGAAGCCAGGCCUAGCCUGCCUUUUAACGUGAGACCAUGGGCUGUGCACCUAGUAUUACUGUUUCACAAAGUGGAGUAGUUUACUGUCGAGAAUCAGAAGAGUCAAACUCGCCCAAACCAUCUAGACUUAACCAAAAAAAUCAAGUUACUAUCAAUACCUCAACAGGGGCAAGUGAAAAAUCAGAUACAAGCCAUAUGUUCCAAUUUUGUAAAGAUAGGAGAGGAACUUUAGAAGCCGAGACUCAAACAAGCCAGUCAUCAGCAAAUAUGAAGGGAGAAAUGAAUGAGGUUGAUUUUGGGCCAAUGAAGCUAAUCCAGCCACAGAUGCAGGUUCUGCUGGUUUUUGGCAAAGAGGAUUCUCAGAGCGAUUCAUUCUGGUGGGCAGCGGAGAAGGGAGGCUACCAGUGUAGUAUCGUGCACAAUCAAGUGGACGCACUUGAGUGCUAUCUAGAGAAACAACAUGAAGUUAUCAUUGUCGAUCACCGACACAAGAGCUUUGAUGCCCUCGCUUUAUGCAGAUCUGUACGAGCUACACAAGGCAGUCAACAUUCUGUUAUAGUUGCCGUGGUAAAGAAGAGUCCCGCAGAUCGAGAAGAGGUUUCAGUCUUGUCCCUACUCUCGGCAGGAUUUAAUCGUCGUUUUGUUGAGAAUACCAAUACAGGAGCAUGUUUAAAUGAACUAUUACAACUGGAGCAUGGAGAAGUGAAAAAUCACUUCCGAUUCAGGGCUGCAGCAGCUCUGUUUACUGCCUUAGAAAAGACAUCCGACCGAGUUCAGAUCACCGACGAACAGCAUGUUGUUCAGUAUGUGAACACAGCGUAUGAACACUUCAUCGGUUUAUCCAGUGAGGAGAUAGUUGGCAAGGAGUUAUCUGACAUACCACAAAGUGACAAGAACAAAACAGAACAAAUGGACACAAUACAUUCACAGCUUAAAAAAGGAAAGUCCUGGGAAGGAACAAUGUAUUCAAAGAAAAAGAACGGAGAAAACGUUGCACAACAUGUAAACAUAAUCCCAGAACAGGGAUAUGGAGGGAAAGUACGACAACUUGUAUAUGUGAGCAGAAACCAAUAUCAUCAGGAAUUCAAGGAUGGUUUAUCAGAUUCUUAUGAUAUAAUGAGAAACAGUGGGGUGACGGAUUUCAAAGCCUUUCAUAAGAGUGGAUAUGAUGGAUGUUCACUAGCAAGUGACCCAGGUAAUUUAACUAGAAGACCGUCAAUGGCCAGAAUUCACUCAAUGAUGAUAGAAGCCCCCAUAACACAGGUGAUAAAUAUUAUUAAUGCGGCGCAGGAGAACAGCCCGGUCACGGUCGUUCAAGCCCUAGAUAAGGUCUUGGAAAUUCUGCGGUCAUCAGAGCUCUACGCACCGCCAUUGAACUCCCAAGCUAAUGAGGAGGAUCAGAUGACAACAGACUUGGUCGGCGGUUUAAUGACUCAUAGUGGUUUUGCAUUACAACGCAAGAUGUCUGGACCAGAGGCUACUAUUACAAGAGUUAUUUCAUCAUUGAUGCCAAACAAUUCUGGGACAUACAUCAACCAAGUUGCCCCAGAUAUUAAGCAGUUGCUGCUAACAGAUACAUAUUGGGAUUUUGACAUUCUUGCACUAGAAAGAAUUACUCUAAAUAGGCCAUUAGUAAACCUUGGGAUGAGCGUGUUUUUGCGGUUUAAUGUCUGUAGUUAUUUGAAUUGCUCAGAGACCGUGUUACGCAACUGGUUACAGGUGAUUGAGGCUAAUUACCACUCCUCGAACCCGUACCACAACUCAACCCAUGCUGCCGACGUACUGCAUUCAACAGCUUACUUCCUCAAUAAGGAUAAGCUGAAGCAAUGUUUUCAAACGUAUGACGAAGUAGCAUCUUUGAUUGCGGCAACAGUACAUGAUGUUGACCACCCAGGAAGGACAAAUUCAUUCUUAUGUAAUGCAGGGAGCGAACUAGCUAUCCUUUACAAUGACACAGCGGUGUUGGAAAGUCACCACGCUGCCUUGGCAUUCCAAAUUACGACCAAAGAAGAUAGAUGUAACAUAUUCAAGAACAUGGAUGUCACUGACUAUCGCUUGUUACGGCAAACCAUCAUUGAUAUGGUGUUAGCCACUGAAAUGACCAAACAUUUUGAACAUCUCAACAAAUUCAGCACAAGUUUUGUCAAGAUUAAUGCAGAAGAUGGCAGCUCAAUGGUGAGUGCAUCUCCUGGUGGUUCAUCACUCGCAUCUGACUGCCUGGUAACACCACAGAACCGCACUCUCAUACGACGCAUGCUCAUCAAGUGUGCAGACGUUUCCAAUCCCACAAAGCCUCAGGAAUUGUGCGUCGCAUGGGCUGGCAGAAUAGCUGAAGAGUAUUUCAGUCAGACAGAGGAGGAAAAGCGACGGGGUUUGCCUGUUGUUAUGCCAAUCUUUGAUAGAGUUACCUGUAGCAUUCCAAAAUCCCAAACUUCAUUUAUUGAAUAUUUUAUUAAUGACAUGUUUGAUCUCUGGGAUGAGUUUGUCGAUUGUCCUGAAGUUAUUGCCCACCUGCAGAGUAAUUAUAAGUAUUGGAAAGACAUGGAAGCAAAAGAACAAGAAAAGAAACUAGAAAAGACAGAAUCAAAUGAAAACUCAAUCUGAAACUUUUUAAUACAAUUAAGAAUGUAUUUAUUUAAAAAAUACUUGGAAGAUUCCAUUAUUUUUUAGGGAUAGUUUAUGAUUAUGGAGUUAUAUUGUUAUAUAAAUUUAGGAGCCAACUCAAAUCGCUUUGUAUAGAAAUAGAAUAAGAUGAUUUUAAUGCUGUAUCUCACAGCUUUAGAUUUAUUUUUGUACGAAGUAAUCAUUGAUGUUAAUUUAAUAUAUCUCUCUGACGAUGAUGUAAAGAAAGAGAGGAAAUAAGCCUGGUGCUAUUACAUAUUGGUAUAAGCAUGGAGGAAUUAGUUUUCUAAACUAAUUCCUUCAUGGACAGUGUUUAUAUUAUUCCAUGGACAUACAGGCUGAGAUGCUGGUGGGCAGACAGUCAGUACAGCCAUACCCCUAACUUAGGGCUGUCAAGUUAGAAAUUAUGGCAGAUAUAUUUUUUACAUUUUCACUAGAACAGCAGCCAAUAUAUUUUUAGGUUUUACAUGAAAUAGAAAAUGUUGAAGGCUUCAAACAGGUUUUGUUGGCUACUGAAAAAAGUAUGUAAAUACCCAUGUGACUUUUCCUGGCCUGCAAACAUGGAACGUUUUGUAAAGAAUAAUGCAUUGUAAGGAAUAUAAAACUGUGAUAGUGGUGUGUAUACAUGAAUGAUUACUUAUUGGAAGUAAUGACAUUUUAUUAAGGAGCGGUUUUAGGAGAUUAUAAAAUUCUGAUUGUAUUUUUACCGACCAAGAAAUCAGGAUUUUAUAAUUUAAAAAAUGUUAUAGUUUUGUCAUCUGGGUUUCUGAAAAGGAUUAGGAAUUUAAGGGAAAAAGUAAAAAAAACCAAAGUGGUCAUCUAUGACCGGAUCUGAUAACACCCAACGUUUGUCGCAGUUUCUAGUUUCGUGCUAGCACCCAGAAUGUCCACAAUUUUUUUGCAGCCUAUGAAAGAAAGAUAGAUUGAUUGUAAAAUAUUAAUUACUAAUCUAACUGAAAAGUGUAUCAAAUUUAUUUUAAAAAUACAAAUCCCAAUAUUAUUAAACUGUUGAUUUUGGAAGCUGUUUUCUCAGACCUACAUGGCUAAUAUCAUGGACUUAUUAAUAAGUUCUUAUUAAUAGUUUCAUGCUAAUUUCCAAUAAAUUAAAUAUUCAUAACUUUGCUAAUACUUAACCAAUUUCCAUCAAAUAAACAGUUUUAAAGAAGACUUAUGUAAAAUUUUGAAAUACCCGAAACUUAAUUUUGAAUUUUUCCUACAAACAAGGUUUUUGCCAGAGCCAACCAGUAUUUAUUUAAUCCAGUUCCAAGUUUGUUUGAGUGAAACCGCCUAUUGGAAUAGGGACCAUCUUAAGAUGUUUGAAUCACCAACCCAUUUGACAAGGUUAGGGAUCAGCUCAGAAUUGUUAUAUCUCCAAGAUGCUUGACAGGGUUAUGGAUCACCUCAGGAUGUUUAUGCGCCUCCAACCCAUUUGACAGGGUUCAGUCAGGUUCGCAUUAAAUUAAUAAUGUAACUGCUUGUAUCUGCCACCGUAAUGGGGGAUAAAAUUCCUUAUCAUCGACAGUUUGAGCAGUCAAACAUUUAAGGUGUAAACUUUUCAUUAAGACUUGACAAUGACAGAAGCCAAAAGGUCUUUUUGAUUUUAAACAUGUUGUAUUUAUCUUUGUAAAAUAUAUGUUAAAUUAUAUAUGUAGAAAAUAGUUCAAGGCAUACAUAUAAAAUAUCAUGUACCAAUGAAAAUUAAUUUGAAUCCCUUCCUUGCUGAGAGGAAGAUGUGGAUGAGUAGUAAAGGCAGAUAGAGGGAAGAGGUUAGUGAACCAUCUGAGAUUCUUUGAAAAUCAUGGUAUUUUUUUACAGAUAUUUUCAUAUGAAACACAAACUGUAUAUAAAAGAUUUAACAUUACCAUAGUAUGUACAAAGAAAGAGAAUUAUUUAAUAAUGUAUUUUAAGUCAGAUUGUUUUCCCCAAAUUAUAUUCACAAUUCUUGAAAUCUUUAUCACCUUGCAAAUGCAAAUAUAAAAUUUGAUAGUGUCUUACAAUGGAUAUAUUUCAUUGCCUUUUGCUGUUAAGUAUUCAGUUGUCCAUCUUUAUGUGAAUAUGGCAACACAGUUUUCCAUCUGUCCUGUUCAGAUUAUCGCCAAAUAUUAUUUGAAAAAAUCAUGUGACAUACUGUACCUAAAUAUGGUCAUGAUGACAUCACAUUAUGACCAUAUAUAGCCACAUCAUGACUAUAUAUGGGCAUACAACAGUUUUUUGUCAAAUAAA
Anneissia japonica is the source of this 5102-nucleotide messenger RNA. RefSeq names its product high affinity cAMP-specific and IBMX-insensitive 3',5'-cyclic phosphodiesterase 8B-like. Gene Ontology annotation, molecular function: 3',5'-cyclic-nucleotide phosphodiesterase activity. Bases 294 to 2861 code for a protein of 855 amino acids. The record is from RefSeq and is a predicted model, not a curated record. The transcript is spliced from 21 exons. Lineage: Eukaryota; Metazoa; Echinodermata; Crinoidea; Comatulida; Comatulidae. Gene Ontology annotation, biological process: signal transduction.